AUAUUAAAGACGACAUUUAAAUUUGUAGAGUUAAAAUAUCCUUGAGAACCCAACAAAAUGAGAGAGUUUUGUGAUACUCCGCUUUGGGAUUCAAACCUCACAUGGUACACGGAAAAUCCUAAGUUUACCAGCUGUUUCGAGGAAACAGUUCUAGUUUAUAUUCCUGUUUUUAUCCUUCUCCUGUUCAUUCCUGCUGAAAUUCAGGGAUUCAGAAACAGUUCAGCUCGUAACAUUCCCUGGGGACCUAGAAUAGUAUCAAGAUUGAUAUUGACUGGUCUCCUUUUGCUCCUUGUAUUCUCUGAGUUCCUACUAUCCGUUAUAAACGGAGAUAAAAUUACAGAUUUAGCGGGGAAAGUGAGUCCUGUAAUCAGCUUGCUAGGACUGAUAACUAGUUUUAUUCUUAUUUUCCUUAGCAGAAAGUUUGGUAAAAUAACGUCUAUAUUGCAGUUUUUCUACUGGCUCUUCUACUGUAUAUGCCAAGCACUAAGAAUUACAAGUUCUGCUCUGGACGGAUCCCGUGCUCCAGGUCUCCUACCCCUCCUAGAGCUAACUACAGGGAUACUCAUCUUCAUCCUCAACCUUGUUGCAGAUCCAGCUCCAGCUUAUACACAGCUUGGAAGUGAAACUGAAAACCCAAGUCCCUCAAAUUCUGCUUCUUUACCAGGAAUUAUGGAACUGCUUAAAUCUAGGGAAAUAUUUUUAGAUCCUGUGCCCGCUUUAUCAAUCCUUUUCUUAAUAAUCCCUAAUUGUAGUUGGUUCGAUCCCUUCGUUGUCUCCGGGUGGAGUAAACCCCUGGUUCAAGAGGAUCUAUGGAGCCUGGAUCCCGAGUAUACCUACUCAGGGAUUAUGCACAAGUGGGAGGAUGCUACAUCACAUCAAACAGAGAAAGAAAUUUCUGUUCUUCGUCCACUUUUUAAAUGUUUUGGAGUUCCUCUACUCAUCGGAGCCUUGUAUCAGCUGGUUUAUAUAGGUCUCGUCUUCGUUAAUCCACAGAUUCUAAACCUCGUCAUUCAGUUUGUAGAAGAGGGACAGGAGAUGUGGAAAGGAUAUCUUUAUGUUGUUGUUCUAGGAAUCACUUCAUUUCUCUCAGGUAUAUUUGACAGCAGUUACUGGAACUCUAUGAGACUGCAGAGUAUGCGGGUACAGACUGCUCUAUCCGCAGCGGUUUAUAAGAAAGCUCUAGUUCUCUCUGCUACCGGGAGAAAGGAUUAUACUUCAGGAGAGAUUGUUAAUCUGAUAGCGGUAGAUUGUAGCAAGGUUCAAGAAUCAGUAAUGUUUAUAACCUUUAUGUUCACAACUCCCCUGCAGAUUGUUCUAGCCGUAUAUUUUCUAUGGAGCUAUCUUAAUUACUCAAUCCUUAUAGGAAUAGCUGCUGUGGUUUUGCUUAUGCCUUUGAAUACAUUCGCUUGGAGCGUAAUGGAGAAGUAUCAGAAAAUACAAAUGAACCAAAAAGAUAUUAGAGUGAAUUUAGUAAAUGAAAUUCUAAAUGCUAUUAAAGUGUUAAAGCUUUAUGCUUGGGAGAAAUCAUUCAUUGAUCAGAUUUCAGAAAUACGACUCAAGGAGGUUUCUGCACUGAGGACUUUUCAAUAUAUAGAAGGAACUCAAUAUCUUAUGUGGAAUACGGCUCCCGUUCUCCUGGCAUUGGUGUCAUUUGCUGCAUUUGUCCUGGUUGAUCCGGUAAACAAUAUACUUGAUGCUCAAACAGCAUUUGUUUCCUUGACCCUGUUCAAUACAUUACGUGAACCAUUAUUCAUGCUUCCUUUUGGUAUUGUAAACCUUAUUCAAGGAAUGGUGUCAAUCAAGCGAAUUAAUAAGUAUCUAAAUGCAGAAGAGAUUGAUCCUGAAACGGUAACCCAUGAAGAACAGAAAGAUCCAAUAGUUUUAAAGGACGCUUCCUUGACUUGGGACUUGACAGCUGAAAAGAACACCUUGACAAACCUUACUUUCAAUAUUAAAGAAGGAAGCCUUGUUGCUGUGGUUGGUUCAGUGGGUACAGGAAAAUCAUCACUUCUCUCUGGUUUGCUUGGAGAAAUGUACAAAGUCCAUGGAACAAUUAAUACAUUUGGAACUAUUGCAUAUGUGUCCCAACAAGCUUGGAUUAGAAACGCUACAGUUCAGAAUAAUAUUCUUUUCAACAAACCAUAUUCAAAAAAACUCUAUGAAAAAGUGAUAGAAAACUGUGCAUUGGAAACUGAUCUUGCAAUGCUAACCAACGGUGAUUCAACUGAAAUAGGGGAGAAAGGUAUAAAUCUGAGCGGAGGUCAGAAACAAAGAAUUAACCUGGCAAGGGCUGUUUAUUCAAACAGGGAUAUUUAUUUGUUUGACGAUCCUUUGUCAGCAGUUGAUGCUCAUGUUGGAAAACAUCUAUUUGAAAAGGUUAUUGGGCCUCAAGGUAUGCUUCAGAAAAAAACUAGAGUUUUAGUGACCCAUGGAAUAGGAUUUCUUCCUCAGGUUGAUGUCAUCUUAGUAAUGAAAGAUGGAAAAAUAUCAGAAAUGGGCUCCUAUGAAAGCCUUAUAGAUAAGAAAGGAGACUUUUCAGACUUUAUGCGUGACCAGAUGCAAAAGCAAGAAGAUAUAAAUGAUGAAUCUGACACAGAGCAUUCAAAGAUCAUUGCGAAGAAAAAAACAGCCAAUGAGUAUCAAAGAACAAUGUCAUCAAUUUCUUCAGAGACUGAGUACACUGGUAUUUUAUCUAAAAGAAAAAAUGAAGAAGGAGCUGAUAAUCUCAUUGAGGAUGAAUAUGUAGAAACUGAAAGUGUAGAUAUUGGUAUUUAUUCCUACUAUUUCAAAUCAGCAGGGUUAAAAUAUGGACUUUUAAGUGUACUAGCUUAUUUAUUUUUCCAUGGUAGUUUGAUUGGAGCAAACUUCUGGUUAGCUAUAUGGGCUGAUGACGAAAGCAGUACAUAUGAUGCAUCUGUGAGAAAUAAAUAUCUAAUAGUAUAUGCAGUUCUGGGAGCUUCACAAUCCAUAUUUGUAUUUCUGGCAGUUAUAUCACUUACAAUUGCUUCUAUAAAUGCAUCAAUUAAACUCCAUGAUGAAAUGCUGAAGAAUGUUCUGAGAUCACCGAUGGCAUUCUUUGACACUACGCCUCUGGGCAGAAUUGUAAACAGGUUUUCAAAAGACAUUGAUGAAGUGGAUAUCAUGUUACCUAUGCAUGUCAAAGAUGUUAUAUAUCAAUUUCUUGCUGUGAUGGGAGUUAUUCUAGUAAUAUCCAUUAUUCAACCUAUAAUUAUUACAGCCAUUGUGCCUUUAGUUCUUGUAUUUCUUCUUGUGCAAAGCUUCUAUCUUAAGACUUCCAGACAGUUGAAAAGGCUAAUGUCUAUUAAUCGCUCACCUAUAAAUAGCCACUUAGACGAGACUCUUAGUGGAGCGGCAACAAUCAGAGCUUUUGGUUUCCAGGACAACUUCGAGAAAGAAAAUGAAGAUUACAUUGAUCAAAAACAAAUGAGUCAAUAUCCUGAGAUUAUAUCUAACACAUGGUUGUUUCUUCGUCUACAAGUUAUUGGCAAUCUUCUAAUUAUCCUUGCUGCUCUAACCACAGUAAUUAAUCGUGAUACAGUGGAUUCUGGAUUAGCAGGCCUGGUCUUAACAUAUGCAUUGACAUGUCAAAUUGAUAUUUACAUGCUUGUCAGAUUCACAGCUGAUCUUGAGAAAUCUAUUGUCAGUGUUGAGAGAAUAAAAGAGUAUCAAGAGACUCCUCAAGAAGCUGCAACUGAAUCUAAUUUUGAUCCUGAUUUUACCUGGCCUAGUCAAGGAAUAAUUAAGUUUGAAUCCUUCUCUGCCAGAUACAGACCAGGUCUGGAUUUGGUCAUUUCUGAUAUCAAUUGCGAAAUUAAAAGCAAGGAGAAAAUAGGCAUUGUUGGCAGAACUGGUGCAGGAAAAUCUUCUGUUACACUCUCUCUCUUCAGGAUUAUUGAGGCAGCAAAUGGUGGAAUUACAAUUGAUGGUAUUGAUAUCAGCCAACUAGGAUUAACCAAACUGAGAUCAGGAUUAACAAUUAUUCCACAGGAUCCAGUUCUUUUCUCUGGAACCUUGAGGUUCAAUCUGGACCCUUUCAACAAGCAUUCUGAUAGAGAACUUUGGAGAGCACUGGAACUUUCAAAACUAUCUCCAACUGUAAAGACUUUGGAAGGAGGGCUAGAUCAUAAGAUUGCAGAGGGGGGAAUCAAUCUUUCUGUUGGACAACGGCAACUCCUUUGUCUUGUAAGAGCCCUUCUCCGAAAGACAAAGAUCUUAGUGUUGGAUGAAGCUACCGCAGCAAUUGAUCUGGAGACCGAUGACCUAAUUCAGAAGACCAUUCGGGAGGAAUUCAAUGACUGCACAGUGCUCACGAUUGCUCACAGAAUUCAAACUAUCAUGGACAGUGACAGGGUGAUGGUGAUGGAUAAGGGCCAAAUCAAAGAGUUUAAAUCUCCAAGCCAACUGUUAAAGGACAAAAGCUCUAUUUUCUUUUCUCUUGCACAAGAAGCCGGUUUAGUAAAUUGAUCAUUUUAUAGCAACAUUAUUAACAGCUGAUGAUUAUUGCCAAACAGAAAAAAAUACUAAUUGUAGUUAAAUAUGUUUUUUAUAUAAAACAUGAUAUCAUUUAUUGUUAAUCUUGGAUCUUUUUUAACUAAAAAGUAAAAAUGGAAUUUACAAUAUCUCUGUAUCUUUCCUUUACUGCAUCACUAAAAUAUCUCCUUUAUCCCCUGGUAUAUCCUCCUGUAUCCUUGUAAUAUAUCUCCCUAUCUGACCCUGUAUUCCGUGGUAUAUCCCCCUGCAUCCCAUGGUAUAUCUUCCUGUAUCCUUGUAAUAUAUCUCCCUAUCUAACCCUGUAUCCCCUGGUAUAUCCCCCUGUAUCCUUGUAAUAUAUGUCCCUAUCUAACCUUUUAUUCCGUGGGAUAUCCCCCUGUAUCCCAUGGUAUAUCCUCCUGUAUCCUUGUAAUAUAUCUCCCUAACUAACCCUAUAUUCCGUGGGAUAUCUCCCUGUAUCCCAUGUUAUAUCCCCCUGUAUCCUUGUAAUAUAUCUCCCUAUCUAACCCUGUAUUCCGUGGUAUAUCCUCCUGUAUCCUUGUAAUUUAUCUCUCUAUCUAACCCUGUAUUCCGUGGUAUAUCACCCUUGUAUCCCAUAGUAUAUCCCCCACCAAGACAAUUUCCCAGUUUCUUAACUUCUAUGAUUAGACAGAGUUCUCUCCAUUGUUCUACUAAUCCGACCUAAUUAGAGAGAAAUUACAUUGCUCAUGUUACAACAUGUGACUAGGUAAUUUUUCUAGAUAUUAUAUUGUUCAUGUAACAACAUGUAAUUUUAUUAGAUCUCUACCAUGUUUAUUUACGAGAUAUUACAUUGUUUAUGUUA
Eurytemora carolleeae is the source of this 5335-nucleotide messenger RNA. Its product is annotated as multidrug resistance-associated protein 1. The record is from RefSeq and is a predicted model, not a curated record. NCBI's taxonomy places the organism in Eukaryota, Metazoa, Arthropoda, Copepoda, Calanoida, Temoridae. The transcript has 19 exons. Gene Ontology annotation, cellular component: membrane. Gene Ontology annotation, molecular function: ABC-type transporter activity; ATP hydrolysis activity; ATP binding. Gene Ontology annotation, biological process: transmembrane transport. Bases 58 to 4485 code for a protein of 1475 amino acids.